AUCAUCAAACCCCUCCUUCGUAUCUUCUUGCUUUUCUUUUGUACUUAUUUAUGGUUGAUGAUGUGUAUCUGUUGAGAUAUUCGCAGAUCCCUCUGUUGAAUGUUUUAGGGUUUUGGAAUCAGAACCCAGAUCACUCCAGCAAUCGAGAAAUACAAUUGGAUAAAAGCUUCUGCGGAACCAGGCAAGGGGGAUUUGAAUGAGAUAGAAGGGAUUUUCCAGAACAGAUGGCAUGCCAGGCAAUGCAUUCAUGGACAUUUAGUGGCUUGGUUGGUGCUUUUCUUGAUCUUGCCAUUGCCUAUCUCUUACUCUGUGCAUCAACACUUGCUGUUUUUGCUUCUAAAUUCUUGGGCUUGUUUGGGCUCCACUUACCAUGUCCAUGUGAUGGCCUCUUUGCCAAUCCCGGCGGCAAUUACUGCUUGCAUAGACUAUUAGUUGAUCACCCAAUAGAAAGAGUCUCCUCUGUUCAAUUGUCUGUCAGGAGCAAGUUUCCCUUUGGCUCAAUUUGGCCUAAAGAUCAAAAUUAUCACUUAAAUUUGAAGCUAAUUGGGGAUAAAGAAAAUGAUGUCAAUGGGUUUGUUGAACUGGAAGGUGAUGCGUCAUGCAGUUCAAUAUCAGCCUCUAGGAAGACGGAAAAUGUGUCUCGGGGGGAUCUAGUUACGAGGAAUGAAUCAGGGAAGGGUCUUGUUAUACAUUCAUUGCUCCAUGCCAAAGAGGGAAGGUUUGAUCUUAAAGGCAAGGGGAUCAUGAAUCAGAGGCCAAGGAGUGGGUUUAGACGUCGCCGAAAAUGUGUUAUAGAUAGUGGGAAAGCUUCUUCUGCUUCGUCCUAUGAUCCUUCAUGUGUUGAUGCUUGUUCACAUUCUAACAUCAAUCGAAAAGGAUGUGAGGAGAUUGAACGCAACUCAGUUCCUGUUGAUUCUGGAGUUGAUGCUAACCAUUUAAAAUAUGACGAGGACUGCCUUAUGAAGAGUACUAGGAAAAGAGCUUCACAGGCUUUUGAGCUGGAUGAGCCUUUUGAUGAAAAUAAUCUGACUGAGAGGAUUUUGUCAUCUUUUGAAGAGGCACAUACUGCAAAAAAGGAUGGGGACUUUGAUGAUAAUGAAAAAAAUGCAAUUACAAUCUUGGAAGAAGCACUAGAAGAAGAGCGUGCUGCUCGUGCUGCACUUUACCUUGAGCUUGAGAAGGAGAGAAGUGCUGCUGCUACUGCUGCAGAUGAGGCUAUGGCUAUGAUAUUGCGUCUACAGGAGGAGAAGGCAUCCAUAGAAAUGGAAGCUAGGCAAUACCAGAGGAUGAUAGAAGAAAAAUCUGCCUACGAUGCCGAAGAAAUGGAUAUUCUCAAAGAAAUCCUUGUGAGAAGAGAGAGGGAGAAACAUGUCCUGGAAAUGGAAGUUGAAGCUUAUAGGCAAUUGAUUUAUGAUGAAAAUCAGCAGUUACCAGAUGUUCAGUGUGUAAUGAACACACAGAGAGGAGAACUUACUUCCUUGCCUGAUCUGGGUGAGGAUCUGGUUCUGAUGCUCCAACAGCUUAGUAACUCCAUUGACAAGAAGGAAGUUGUAAAAGAUAAAAAUCCAGUAACUGAGGUCUCAUCUGUUGAGAAGCAAAGCUCCACUCUUUUUGUUGAAGAGAACUUGCAGUAUUCAGGAUGGAAUGAAGAAGCUGAAUUGUCAAAGCUAGACAACCUAGACAAACAGUUCUCACACAUUUCAGGUAGUUCUCAAGAACACUAUAUUUCUGAGGAAACUAUGACCUCAUCAGGCAAACAACAAGAGCAAAAUAAUAAUCUCCAAGAAAGAGAAGGAAUGGCAAUGAAGAUUAUUGAAACUCGUGACAUAACUGAUAUACACAUUCCAUGUGAUGGUGAAAAUUUAGAUGAGCAUGGAGGAGAUUCAUGUCAGGAGAGGAAAGAUCCUAGUAUCAUGAUGCUUGACAUGGAGCCUCAUGUUCAUGAUGUUCAUGUCAUUGGUGGUGAAUCCUACAAAGGAAACCAAAAUAAAUGCAUUUCGAUCAAUGAUAUUUCAAAUAUCCACAGGUCAAAUGAACUGUUAAAAGAUUCUGAGAUUCAAAAGAAAGAUGUUGCGAUUGAUUGUCCAAGCACUAGUGCAAUGGAUACUGCAUCAGACAUUAACAGAAGCAGUUCAGACAUUACUGCUGGCCUGCCACCUUUGGGGGGCUCAUUAGGGGACAAAUCUAUACUUCCUGAUCACCGGAGACAUUCCUUGUCAGCAGUGGAUAUUGAAAGGUUGAAAAUUGAUUCAGAAGUUGGGUGGCUCAGAGAAAGGUUAAGGGUUGUGCAAGAAGGAAGAGAGAAGCUCAACUUCUCUGUAGAUCGUCGUGAAAGGGAAAAUUACCAAUUGCAACUUCUGGAAGAUAUUGCAUGUCAACUUAGAGAUAUUUGGCGGUUAACAGAACCAGGAAAGGCUGUACGACAGGCUUCCUUGCCCUUGCCGCCCUCUAAGGAUAUAACAAAGAAAAGGCGCCGUCGAGGUGUAUCUGUAGGAGUUCACAAGAGCUCUUAAGGUAUGAGUUAUUUACUUUGUGAAAUACAAGACUGUUGAUUAUUGGGAACAUUGAGUGGAAGAGUAAAAGGAAACAAAGAAACCAAAAGAAUACUUUUAUUUGAAAUCUCCUUUGAUGUCCUUGGGCAUGACUUAUUCUCUAUCCCUUUUUUCAGUAUGGUUUUCACAUUUUCGCCACCAUUUUAAAGUGAAGACUGGAUUUCUUGAAAAUAACAAAAACAUCUCAAUUUGUCCCUCUCAAGUUCUUUAAGAAGCAAAUAUUCAAUGAAGAAAGAAUUUUUCCUAAAAAUAAUGUUAUUUAUACAAACAACAGUCACAAGCCUGAAUCUACUACAUGAACUCUAGACCUUGGGCCAUCUCAAUGGGUUGGCUAUAUUAUAUAUAAAAAAAUUGAUAAAAGAAUACUCAACAUAAACUAUUUAGCAAAAUAUUACUCUGUACGCCACAAAUGCCAUUCAAUUUCUGACGUGGCAGGACAAAAAGCCAUCAAUGCCUACCUAUCAUUCUCAGGUCUCAACCUUCUGAGUUCUAAUACUUCCUCUCCUAAAUGAUCGUGGUCAUCUGAUUCUUUCUCCUAUUUUACUUUUUGUUUCUUUUUUUUUAAACCUUUUUUCACGUCAUGCUGCAAAAUCGUCCAUGUCUUUGCUAUAUUCCUACUGAUUAUACGCUUCAGUAACUAUUAUGAAACCCUAGAGGGAAUCUGUUUAGAGUUUGUUGUUGCAAUUGUUAAAGUUCUGGAUCCUUGUGGCAGUCUUCAGUUUUCUCCGGAUCUGGACGCCAUUGCAGAUGAUAACAAGUAACAACUCUGCUCAUAUUCUCUUUCUUUUGCCUCUUGUUUCUUUAGAUUUGUUUUUCUGCUUUAGUGGGGUUUGGCUAUAGAUUCAUGAAGGAUUGUUGAAUUUCUUGAGCUAAAGCAGCUGCAUUUUGUCCCAGAUGCAAGUACAGUAGUUAGUCUGUUAUUGGUUAUGGUGGUUGGACCCCUUUUUUAGGUUAUCUUUAUGCUGUCUCAAGCAGAUAUGCAGUUGGCUGGAUCUUCUCGUGUAGGAUUGCAGCAACAUGAAGCAGACAUGAAGAAUUAUGUAACUAUCUUUAUCUUGAUAGUCUUGCAACCUUUUCGUCAAGAAGUAUCGAUCCCUUACAUGUUUACUACCACUUAGACAAACAGGACUCUGUCAAUAACAGAUCCCUCUUUACCUACUCUUUCUCCCUUAUUUUUUUGUGGGUUCAGUUCGUUGUAUAAAGUUAGCAAAGGUGGAGGAGUGCUGGCUGCCACCAACUUGUAUCUAUAUAGUCCAGUGUAAUAUUUCAAAAUCAUACACUAUUAUUAGUCUCUUAUUGGCUCAUUAUUCC
Diospyros lotus (date-plum) is the source of this 3863-nucleotide messenger RNA. RefSeq lists its product as uncharacterized. Lineage: Eukaryota; Viridiplantae; Streptophyta; Magnoliopsida; Ericales; Ebenaceae. The record is from RefSeq and is a predicted model, not a curated record. The transcript has 4 exons. The coding region runs from base 225 to 2513 and encodes 762 amino acids.